AUGGGGUCGCCAGGGUUCCAUCUUUUCAUUCAGACAUCCUCCUCUCCUGCUCUGUUGAACUUGCUCUUGGACUUGGAUCUGCUCGUCCAGUACCCCCGGUUCGGCACUCCGCGAACGGUGUUCUCGCCUGCAGCGUCAUACUCUCCGAUGAAGCCAGCCGUUGACAAGAUGGCUGAUCUGCAACUUCCUGCUGCUGCUUGCAACGGCGAUGGUGAGACGUGCUGCAGCAGCGUACUUCUGAAGAGCGUGAGGCCGCUGCUGGAAAAUCUGGCGAAGCACCUCGCUGACGGGCAACACAAGCCCAUCAAGUCGUACGUACCUGAUGCACCUGAUGUGAAGCGGCCUGGGAUCGGCCGCUUCGGAGGCAAGCCUGCUGCUGCCGUGCUUGCACCUGUGGUCGUCAAUGCUGCUCCCUUCUCACCAUCUGCUGCUGCUACUGUCACACCGUCUGCUGUGGUUGCGCCUGUGGUGGUGCCUGAGGUAGCGCCUGUGGCUCCAGUGGCUUCAACCACACCUCAGGUGCCUGAAGCGAGUGUGACCACAGAAGCACUGCCUAAGGAGGCGAGUGCACGUACUGCUGAUCCGAGUGAGAAAGCGAGGUGGUCGAAGCUGCGUCAGGAGGUGCGAGCUAUGGAUAUUGAAUAUACCAGAAAAUUAAGAGCACGUGCUGCUUACCUGAGAUGGGCCACGCUGGACCAGGCGACGUGGGCCAGGGACAUUGAAGCAGCCAUUGAAGCUUCCCUGCCUGCCUGGAUCGUGCCUGGUAAACCUCUUGCUCCUGCAUCUGUAGCAGCAUCGAGUGUAGCAGAGUCUGCACCACCAGCUGCUCCCUCUGCAGCAGCUGCAGCAGUGAAGUCACCUGCUGUGGCAUCAGCAGUGAGGGGAGCUAUGGAUUGUGAAUGGGCCAAAAAGUUGAGAGCACAUGCUGCUUACCUGAGAUGGGCCAAGCUGGACCAGGCGACGUGGGCCAGGGACAUUGAAGCAGCCAUUGAAGCUUCCCUGCCUGCCUGGAUUGUGACUGGCAAAACCGUCCCCCCUGCAUCUGCAGCAGCAGCGACUGUAGCAGAGUCCGCAGCACCAGCUUCUCCCGCGCCAGCAGCGACAACAACACUGAAAUCACCUGCUGCGGCAUCACCAGUGAGAGGAGCAGCAGCAGCAGCACAGAAGCCAAAGCCUGCUGUUGCAGCAAGGUGCAAGGAGGGGGUUGAAACCGUGAAGGGCAAGAAUGGGUGCAGCAGCAAGGCGGUGAGCAUGGGUGUGAAGGGUGGUAAGGGCAGCAGCACGCAUGCAGGCUCUGGCCCAUGUGGUGCAGCAGCACAGAAGCCAAGGCCUGCCCCAUGUGGUGCAGCAGCAGCAGCAGCAGCAGCAGUUGCGGGAUCACGUGGUGCUGCAUCAUCAGUAAGAGCAGCUGGCAAGUCCAGCAGCAGACACACGGGUGGGGUGAAGGGGAGAGAGGGGGGUGGGUGUGGGGAGGGAGGAGCAGGGAGGGCAGCAGGUGGAAGGCAGGGUGGUGUGAAGGCAACAGGUGGCAGAGCAGUGGCAAGUGGCAUGUGUGGCAGGGAGGGGGUGAAGCAGCAGGCGGGGAGGAGAGAGGGUUUGGUGCUUGAGAGGCAGGCGAGGCCAGGCUGCAGCAGCAGCAGGGCGCACAGAAGGAGCUCCUGA
Molecule: messenger RNA, 1662 nt
Organism: Closterium sp. Naga37s-1
Lineage: Eukaryota; Viridiplantae; Streptophyta; Zygnematophyceae; Desmidiales; Closteriaceae
Source: the annotation of a GenBank genome assembly